GCCACUGUUAAGAGCUUGAGUAAAGUCGUAAUAACUUAACACUGCUUAAUAUUUUUAAAAUAAUAGUUUGUUUGGAAACUUUGUAUAGUUUUUACUCAUUUCAAAAUGUCGAAAAACUUAAGUAUUGUUAAUAAGGAUUUAAAAGAAGAACGUGACAAAAUUAAUUUUAAUGUUGAAGAAUUUACCAAUUGGUUUUAUGGUGGAGCUGAAAAAGUAAAGGAAAAGAAAUAUAUUGAAAAUUAUUUCUUAUCUGAUAAGGAUCUAAAUUUAGAACUUGAUACGAGUUAUUUGAGCUAUAAGGACAAAUAUGAAGAAGCUGUCAGAAGGAGUAUUGUUGUUUACAAAAAGCUUUAUAAACUUCAUAACGAAAUGGGUGGAACACAUGAAGAUUUUGUAAAAAUUAUGGAAAAUCUUCGCUUUACAAUGGGAGCAAUAAAUCCUGAAGGAAAUCCGUUCGUUUUGCAUUUUUCAAUGUUUGCACUUACUAUCAUGAAUAUGACUAAUGAUGAACAAAAAGCAGAAUGGUUACCUCGUAUUUUUAACUGUAAUAUUCUUGGAACAUACGCACAAACGGAGCUUGGACAUGGAACUUAUAUUCAAAGAUUGGAAACAACGGCCACAUAUGAUCCGAAAACAAAAGAAUUUACUUUAAAUUCACCAACAUUAACAUCGUACAAAUGGUGGCCAGGAAAUCUUGGACAUACAGUUGAUCAUGCUAUUGUUAUGGCACAAUUGUAUUCACAAGGGAAAUGUCAUGGAAUACAACCAUUUAUUGUACAAUUGAGAGAUUCAGAAACACAUAAACCUUUACCUGGAAUUGAUAUUGGAGAUAUUGGUAAUAAAGUCGGUUUCCAAACGGUAAAUAAUGGAUUUUUAGGUUUCAAGAACGUAAAAGUUCCUUAUAAAAACAUGCUGAUGAAAAAUUCAAAGUUGCUUGAAGAUGGAACUUUCAUUAAACCAAAGAAUGCUAAACUUAAUUAUGGAACUAUGGUUAUUAUUCGAGUUCACAUGAUAAUAGAUGCUGCUUGUCGUAUUGCCAAAGCCACAACAAUAGCUUUAAGAUAUUCUUUAGUACGACGCCAAAGCCCUAUUAAUCCAAAUGAAAUAGAACCAAAAAUUAUUGAACAUAUUACACAGCAAAAUAAGAUUUUUCCAGGAAUCGCCAAGGCUGUUGUUUUCAAAUGUAUGGCUGACUAUUUAACAAAGUUGCAUCUUUCAAUAACACAAGAAGGAAAUACAGGCAACUUGGCUAGAAUGCCAGAGUUACAUGCACUUUCAUGCUGUUUAAAAGCUGUUUGUACUAAUGAAGAUGCAAAAACUGUAGAAGUUUGUCGACUUUCAUGUGGAGGACAUGGAUUCUUACGUUCAGCUGGAUUAGAUGAUGUGUAUAGAAAUUCAACUGCUGCACAGACGUAUGAAGGCGAAAAUACAGUUAUGUUGUUACAAGCAGCUCGAUUUUUAAUCAAAUCGUUUAAUGAGGCUAGAAACGGUGGAUCCUUGACAGAAGGAGUAAAAUAUUUAUUUGAUUUUAUUGGACGAAACGGAAAGCGUGAAAUUUUUGAUAAUUCAAUUAAUGGAAUUUUGAGAGCCAUUCAAGCUGCUGCUGCUGGUAGAACAUAUAUUGCAUGGAAACACAUUGAAGAUGACAAGCGUCAUAAUUCAAUUGAAGUUGCAACUAAUUUAGCAGGUGUGCACUUAACAAAAGCAGCAGAACUUCAUGGUUACGUCUGUCUUUUGCAAGUUGGAAUUGAAGAAAUUGAAAAGAUAAUUCGUAAUGUAUCUCCAGCUCUUGGGUUGGUUUUCAAAAAUAUCUUAGAAUUAUUUGCAGUUGAUUUAAUCCUUAACAAAAUUGGCGAUGUCAUUCAGCAUGUUGAUAUAUCUAACGAAGAUAUUGAAAAAUUAGAAAAACAGAUGGAGACUUUAUUCAAAUUCUUUAGGACAUCAGCUAUUGGAGUUGUUGACGGCUUUGAUUUUUCUGAUCCUAUCAUUGAUUCAACUUUGGGUUCUUACGAUGGAAACGUAUAUGAAAACUUAAUUAAUGCCGCUAGAAAAUCGCCACUAAAUCAAGAGGAUGUUAAUAGAACAUUUCAUCUUUAUAUAAAACCUUUCAUGAAAUCUAACUUGUAAUUAAAUUUUAAACAGGUUUUAUUUUCUAUUUAUAUGUCUGUAAUUUUAACAAAUUUUGAAUUGAUUUUAACAAAACAUGUUGAGUCAAAAAAUUUUAUAUUUUAUAUUUGUAAUUGUUAAGCAAUGGUUGUGGAAUUUAUAUUAAAAAUCUAUUAAAUGACAAAUGUUAAAUUUUGAAAAUAUCGGAAUCCAAAAAGGAGAUGUUAUUUAUUUUGUCCUUCAUAUAAACCCUAAAGAUCCAAAUAAAAAAUUAUAUUCAAUCGGGGUUUAAUAUGCUGUCCGUAAUUUAUUACACGAUAUCAUAUCCUAACCGACAAGUGAGUAUACUCAUGGUACCGUAACAUAC
Molecule: messenger RNA, 2473 nt
Organism: Chironomus riparius
Lineage: Eukaryota; Metazoa; Arthropoda; Insecta; Diptera; Chironomidae
Source: the annotation of a GenBank genome assembly